This is a messenger RNA of Anopheles gambiae (African malaria mosquito), 912 nucleotides long. RefSeq lists its product as uncharacterized. The transcript is spliced from 3 exons. The record is from RefSeq and is a predicted model, not a curated record. Bases 1 to 912 code for a protein of 303 amino acids. Lineage: Eukaryota; Metazoa; Arthropoda; Insecta; Diptera; Culicidae.
AUGGCACUGAGGGUGGCACGAGCAUUCCGUACCGUGAGGUACGAGACUGCCACCCUCCUGGCUGGUUUGACCCCCAUCUGCCUGCUGGUGGAGGAGGACGCCCGGGUCUACCAGCGACUAAGUGCCACCAACCGCUCCGACACGAGGGCGAACAUCCGCAAGCAGGAGCGACAGGCCACCAUCGCAGAAUGGCAGCAGCAGUGGGAUGCAGAAGCAGACACCAGCCGGUACACGCGUUGGGCGCACCGUGUACUACCCAACAUCAGCGACUGGCAGUCAAGGAAGCAUGGAGAUGUGUCGUUUCAUUUGUGCCAGGUCCUCUCGGGACAUGGCUUGUUCCGGGACUACCUGUGUCGCAAUGGCUUCACAUUAUCCUCUGACUGCCAGCGGUGCAGCGGCGUUCCUGAGACCCAGCUACUCGGCGAUGGAAGUACGGACCCGGUCCGUCCGGAAAACCUCCAGCAGCACCUAUUGCGCGAUGCCGAGAGCUGGAGCCGUAUCAGCGAAGCUGCUAAGCGGAUAACGGCUCAACUUCAGCAAGCCUGGGACGACGAGCGAGCAGCCCUAGCAGCCCAGGGCAACGAGCAGCACGUGGAGGAUGUUGCCGACUUAGAGGCACGAACUGCGGCCCGCCGUGCAGAUCUUCGACUGCGGCAGGCGCGGUUUAGCGAGAGAAGGCGUCAAGUGAUGCAGGACGCGAGACGCCUGUAUGGGGACAGCAGUCCUGCUUCAGCAUCCUCCAGCAGUAGCAGCGACGACGACGAUUCAGACGGCCGAAAGCGCGCGCACAUCGCUGCCGGACCGUCUGGAAGGCGCAACCGCGCCAACGAACGAGCGGAUGAAGCCACGGACCGUGGCCUGAGUGCUUCAGAAGAAGCGGCUGCGGUCGAGGCAGAAGUUGCCUCCCGCUAG